Molecule: messenger RNA, 1818 nt
Organism: Sodiomyces alkalinus F11
Lineage: Eukaryota; Fungi; Ascomycota; Sordariomycetes; Glomerellales; Plectosphaerellaceae
Product: vacuolar protein sorting-associated protein Vps17
Exons: 3
Coding region: 1-1818 (605 amino acids)
Biological process (GO): intracellular protein transport; retrograde transport, endosome to Golgi
Cellular component (GO): endosome; retromer complex; retromer, tubulation complex
Molecular function (GO): phosphatidylinositol-3-phosphate binding
Source: RefSeq, a predicted model, not a curated record
AUGGACUAUAGCGCAUCAAUGCAGGAUGACAACCCGGUCGGCGCCUCGCCCUGGGGUAACUCACCGACCUCAUCCCCUCGCCACCAGAGGACCGGCUUUGGCUCCGUCCUAGGCGACGAACCCCCCGUCUCCCCCUUUCGCAACGGCCUCCCGCAAGAUCAGGAGGGAGGAUUUGGCAGCCAAGACACCUCUUUCCGCAGGCCCGACACCGCUAGUACCACGUCUGGAACCGAGCCAGGAAUCAAUGAGUCGGCGACAACUGUCUCCUCCGGAGCCCAACACCACGAUGCCGCGACACCCUUUGGCCAUGACACGCAGAGUGGUCCAGAGACCCCCCAAAAGGCGCCGGAUCACGAGUCUGCCUCCGCCCCUGGACCACAGGGACAACAGAGCCAACACCCGUCGCAGCCUCAGAAGCCGCAAUACCGAUUGGUGGCCAAGAUCUCUGGUCUAGAAAGGACGGGUAAAAAGGACCCAGUCUUGCGGUUCGACGUCCAUACCAAUAUACCUCGAUUCCGCACUACGCAGUAUCGUGACGUCCGCCGACUACACUCUGAGUUUGUAAAGCUCGCCGACCAUCUGAUCUCCGCCAACCCCGAGGUUCUUGUUCCGGCAGUGCCUCCUCCCCUGACGUCCGCUGGGGCGGGGACCGAGGAGGACGAGGUGCGAGUGAGAGGCCUGAUGCAGCGCUGGUUCAAUUACGUUUGCAGCAACGAGGUUCUUAUGAGGGAUGACGAGAUGGUGCUCUUCGUAGAGAGUGACUUCGGCUACAGUCCUAUGGUCAAGAUGAAGCAACCUGCCACUGGUGUGCGGAGGAAGAUCCUGAAGCAGUUUGCCCCACCCCCCGACGAUACCCCCGAAUUGCAGGAAGCGCGCCCCAUUGUCAAACUCUUUUACCUGGGUACCAUGGAUGCCGGGCACAAGGUUGACAAACUAGUCAAAUCACGGCGUGGUCUCGGUCUCUCCGAAUCCGACUUCGGCGUCAAACUUGGGGCCAUGAAUGUGCAAGAGCCGCACCAGGGCCUCGCGAACGCCUAUCGGAAACUCGGCAAGGCGAUCCAGACAAUGGGCGACUACCACGCGGCCCAGGCAACGGCGCAUGCCACGACCAUUGGCGACCCCUUCCAGUACCACUCCUCUGAUGCCUUCAUCGUCAAGGAAACUCUGACGAACCGGCAAAUCCUCAUCCGGGAGUUCCUGCAGGCACAAGAAGUUACCCGAAGCAAGCUCAACGCGGCAGACCGUCUCAAGGCGAGCUCGAACGUGCGCCGCGAGAAGGUGGACGAAGCCAUCACGGCCCUAGACGAAGCGCGUCGCAAUGAGACCUACCUUUACCAGAAGACGACCUGUGUCACCCAAAACCUGGUCCACGAGCGACGCAAGUGGUUCGCCCGGACCGCCGCGGACCUACGCCUCAGCAUCCGUGAGUACGUCCUCCGCGAGAUCGAAGCCGAGCGCCGCACCCUCGCGCUUCUCGAGAGCGUCCGGCCCGAUAUCCGGUCCAUCGAUUCUUCGGGCGGCCUGAGCCGGCUGGGCCGCGAGGCGCACCCGACCGUGCGUCGCACGAGCCUUGCGGCGAGCCAAGGACCCAAGGGCGACGCCUGGAGUGGCGUCCCCCGGCGCUCCGACACGAUUAGCCGCAGUGUGUCGGGUGGCAUGGUCCCCAACCUGGCGGAGGACAGCGGAGAGGGUGAGGAUGGACAGGGCGUCACUCAGGCCAAAGUGCCGGGGACCCUCACGGGCGUGGCUGAGGAGGACGCCGAGGAUCGCCUGGACGCGAGGAACGCGGCGAGCCGACUAGCAGCGAGUACAUUCUAA